UUCCAUCUGUUCAGCGUUCAGCUCUUAUCGGUCCUAAGAUGUCUUACUAUUUUCAUGGGCAAACAGCGAAAAACAGUAUAAAAAGUUUUUCUAGGGAUUCUUCUACUUCUGAUUGUAGCAAUGAUCACAAAAUCGAAUCCUCGUACCUUGUCAUCUCGUCUUCUCCUUGCAAGAGGGGUUCGUUCUCUGCCUCUCAGAUGCCCGUUUCGUCUUUUUCCUCUCACAGCGAUGAUGCAGAUCACCCAAACAAGGUUUUUGUGGAUGAUGAUGAAACCCUUUUUGGAGCCGUUCCUUCUCCCACUGAGAUUCAAACUGCUCUAACUUCACUUAAACAGGUCUUUGGGUCUUGUUCACCUGUCCAGCAUGUUAGGAACACCUAUCAUUACCAAUUGGACAGGGAAGUAGAUAAUGUCAAAGAUACUCCUUUGGUUGAUCAAGUAGAUUCAGAUCUGUCUGAAGCAGACUGGAAAGAACCUUCUCUCUGUUCAUAUAAUUCAAGCAUGUUACAAGCUGAUGUUUUUGAUAGAGCUUCUUUUGCAGUUCAUUUAUUGCAGACUGAUGCAUGUGUGGAGAGGAUGGUAAGAUCAUUAUCAUCAGAUAAAUCUGUUUGGGAUGCUGUACAGAAAAACCAAGCCGUACAGGAAUUAAGGAACGCCCUAAAUGCAGAAAGAGAUGAGAGCUCGGAUGUAACAGUGGACAAUGACUCCCCUGACACAAAAAAUGUCAUACUGCGGAUGUCUGAUGCUGUAGUAGCCAAACUCAUGGAAGCAAUUGAGAAUAUCACCGAGAUUGUGAAGAAGUUGUUUCAAACUGCACGUCACAAGAGAGCAGCAUAUGCAGGAAAAUCUAAUUCGUUCAAAAUGAAACUGAGAGUUUCUUUCAUGCUUUCCAUAAUGAUCUUCCUAUUUGUGGUGGUGGGUCGUUUCUAUUAAUCUAAUUCAUUCAAUGAGAAGCUAAUCCACGGGAUAGUUCAACUAAGUGGUGACAGUUCUCAAUGAUUCUUUGGAACUAUUUCUUGUGGGUAAAACUUUGGGAUUGGGAUGUUUACCUAUUUUUCCCUUUUUGCUUCUUCCCAAACAAAAAAGAAGAGAUUUUGCUUCCUUUUGGACCAAACAAGGAGUAAAAGCUAUCAUUUGUAUACUUGAAUUUGACUUGGUCUUUACAAUCUAUAUGCGAAUUUGAUCUUAA
This is a messenger RNA of Vigna umbellata (rice bean), 1188 nucleotides long. RefSeq lists its product as uncharacterized. The record is from RefSeq and is a predicted model, not a curated record. Lineage: Eukaryota; Viridiplantae; Streptophyta; Magnoliopsida; Fabales; Fabaceae.